Molecule: messenger RNA, 2571 nt
Organism: Parasteatoda tepidariorum (common house spider)
Lineage: Eukaryota; Metazoa; Arthropoda; Arachnida; Araneae; Theridiidae
Product: polycystin-2
Biological process (GO): detection of mechanical stimulus
Cellular component (GO): membrane
Molecular function (GO): calcium ion binding; calcium channel activity
Source: RefSeq, a predicted model, not a curated record
CAGCAGUUGAGACAAGGUUAAGUUUCCAUCAGAAGGCUGAUAGAUCACAUUUAAAGAAUGCGUAUUAAUAAUUAGAAAAAAAAUGUCAAAACAAAAGGGUGCAAAACGCAGGCGGCCAUCCGCUGCAGACGAUGACAUCAAUGAAGCAUGGGGUGGUGCAGCAAAAAAUCACGAAGACGAAGGCAUCAUGGUUGACGAUUUAUAUAUACAAGCAGACGAGACAGAUAUUAUACCAGAAAAAGAAAGAACUGGAUGUUGGCAUGGCUGUAUGAGAAGCAUUAAGGGAAUAUUUGCAACUCGACAAAUGGUUGGAAGCUCGGAAGCUGAUCGUGAAUGGUACGUGAAAACAACAAUAAAGGAAUUAGUCAUUUAUCUGAUCUUCCUCAUAAUCUUGUGCAUUCUGACGUUUGGAAUGAUGAGUCCGAACAUGUAUUACUUAACUAAAGUAAUCAGCGAACUCUUUCUGGAAUCGCCUUACGAAGACACACGGAAUAACGUGAAGGGAUCCACACAAGUAAUCGAUUUCUGGAGGUUUGAAAAAUAUGUAUUGCACGAUUGCUUGUUUUGGGAAAAGUGGUAUGAUGAUGCUGGAACACCAACAGAAAUGGAAGACAGGAAUGUCCUUUAUGAAAACAGACUUCUUGGUUCCCCACGACUGAGGCAGUUGCGAGUGCGAAACGAUUCCUGUGUAGUCCACGACGACUUCAAAUCCUCAAUAUCAGAAUGCUACGAUGUUUACUCCCCACAAGUCGAAGAUAAAAGGUCGUUUGGUGUACUAAAUGGAACAGCGUGGAACUAUUUUAGUGAACGUGAACUUGAUGGUACCAGUCAUUGGGGUUUGUUGGCAACGUAUAGCGGUGCAGGAUGCUAUGCUGAUUUAGGAACAAGUUCAAACGAGUCCAAAACAAUAAUGACAUUUUUGAAAGAAAAUCUUUGGCUUACAAGAGCAACUCGAGCAGUUUUCUUGGAUUUUACAGUCUACAAUGCUAAUUUAAAUUUAUUUUGCGUGGCUAAGAUUGUAUUCGAAUUUCCAGCAACAGGCGGAAUGAUACCGUCUUGGAGCUUCAGGACAGUGAAACUUCUUCGAUAUGUAUCAACAAGUGAUUAUUUCAUUUUCGUAUGCGAAAUAAUAUUCACAGUAUUUGUUAUUUACUAUCUCAUUGAAGAAAUCUUGGAAAUUAAAAGAAUGAAAUGCAAGUACUUCAAAGAUUUUUUUAACAUACAAGACAUCUUAGUUCUUUUGGUAUCAUUUUUAUGCAUUGGAUUUAGCGUCUAUCGAAAUAUGGUCAUAGAUGGUUUGAUAGAAGAAUUGCUUAGCAAACCAGACAGCUAUCCGAAUUUCGAGUAUCUUGGAUACUGGCAGACGCAAUUCAACAACUUAGUGGCAUUAACAGUUUUCCUCGCAUGGAUUAAGAUAUUCAAGUACAUUAGUUUCAACAAAACCAUGACACAACUGUCAUCUACACUUUCAAGGUGUUCUAAAGAUGUUGCUGGGUUUGGUAUCAUGUUCUUCAUUGUAUUUUUUGCUUUUGCCCAGCUGGGAUACCUACUCUUUGGAACUGUAGUUCGUGAUUUCAGUACUUUCGCAAAAGCUGUAUUUACAUUAUUAAGACUUAUACUUGGAGACUUCAACUUUUAUGAAUUAGAAGCUGCCAACAGAAUCCUGGGUCCAAUAUAUUUCCUCAGCUACGUUUUCUUCGUUUUCUUUGUCCUGAUGAAUAUGUUUUUGGCCAUUAUCAACGACACAUACGCUGAAGUCAAAUCAGAAAUAGCAUCCCAGAAAAAUGAAUUUGAAAUUGCUGAUUACUUUAAAAAGGGAUUCAAUAAUAUGAUGGGGAAACUAGGAAAAAGAAACCAACUUCUUGAUCUUCAGAAUGCGCUGAAACUAGCUGAUGCUAACGGUGACAAUAAGCUAACUUUCGAAGAAGUUCGUCAGAAACUCAGGCAGCAAAACUUUACUGACAUGGAAAUUGAGAUGCUUUUCGCAAAGUACGAUCUUAACAAUGAUCGUGAAUUAGAUGCUGAUGAAACAAAGAUGAUGCUAGCCGACUUAGAUAACCAGAGACUUGAAAUAGAUCGUCAAAUGCACAACAAAUCCGAAAGAAAUGAUAACUCAAAUACUGUCAGCGCAGUUGCUAUGGCAUCGCUCGUCUCGCAACAAGAUUUCAACGGCUUGUCAGAAAGAGUGGACAAGAUGGAAAAUUCUAUUGGCAACAUUGUGUCUAAAAUUGAUGCAGUUCUAAAUAAGAUGGCAGCAAUGGACAGAGCAAAAGUGAAAAGACGAGAGAACAUGAACAAAAUUUUGAAUACAAUUUCUGAGAGUGGUGACCUUGAUGAAAAAUCAAAAAGACACCACAUGGAAAAAAUGGUAAGAGAAGAAUUACAAAGAUGGGACUCAGAUUCCUCGCUGAGAGUUCCAUCCGGCAGUAAGGAUAGCAUUUCACCUAAGAAAAGUAAAUAGCUGGAUGAAAAAGAAUGCCGACAAAAUGAUUAGAUAUCUUUUAAAAGGAAAUAAAAAAUAUGAUCCACAGAAAUAGAUAAAAUAUAUGUAUACAAUCAUCUCUAGCAAAU